Phacochoerus africanus (Common warthog) is the source of this 1646-nucleotide messenger RNA. It is a transcript of the gene JAM2, whose product is annotated as junctional adhesion molecule 2. The record is from RefSeq and is a predicted model, not a curated record. Gene Ontology annotation, cellular component: tight junction; cell surface; protein complex involved in cell adhesion. Gene Ontology annotation, biological process: leukocyte tethering or rolling. Bases 57 to 953 code for a protein of 298 amino acids. Lineage: Eukaryota; Metazoa; Chordata; Mammalia; Artiodactyla; Suidae. The transcript has 10 exons.
GUCCCGCCACCAAGACCCUCGGCUUUCGAGGAGCCGCCAGCUCCGACCCCGCGAAGAUGGCGAGGAGGAGCCGCCACCGCCUCCUCCUGCUGCUGCUGCGCUACCUGGUGGUCGCCCUGGACUAUCAUAAGGCCUGUGGAUUCUCUGACCCAAAAGAUCAUCACGUAGUCACAGCAAUAGAGUAUCAAGAGGUUAUUUUAGCCUGUAAAUACCCAAAGAAGACCGUGUCCUCCAGAUUAGAAUGGAAGAAACUGGGGCGGGGUAUCUCCUUUGUCUACUAUCAACAGGCUCUUCAAGGUGCUUUUAAAGAUCGAGCUGAGCUGAUAGAUUUCAGCAUACGGAUCAAAAAUGUUACAAGAAAUGAUGCUGGGAAGUAUCGUUGUGAAAUUAGUGCCCCAUCCGAACAAGGUCAAAACCUGGCAGAAGAUACGGUCACCCUGGAAGUAUUAGUGGCUCCAGCAGUUCCAUCAUGUGAAGUACCCAGUUCUGCUCUGAGCGGCACCACGGUAGAGCUGCGAUGUCAAGACAAAGAAGGCAAUCCAGCUCCCGAAUACACAUGGUUUAAGGAUGGCAUCCGUUUGUCAGGGAAUCCAAGACUGGAUGCCCAAAGCACCAACAGCUCAUACACAAUGAAUGCAAAAUCUGGAAGUCUGCAAUUUAAUGCUGUUUCAAAACUGGACAGUGGAGAAUAUUCCUGUGAAGCCCGUAAUUCUGUCGGACAUCGCAAGUGUCCUGGGAAACGAAUGCAAGUAGACGAUCUCAACAUAAGUGGCAUCAUAGCGGCGGUAGUCGUCGUGGCCAUAGUGAUUUCUCUCUGUGGCCUUGGCGUGUGCUAUGCUCAGAGGAAAGGCUACUUUUCAAAAGAAACCUCCUUCCAGAAGAGUGGUUCUGCAUCUAAAGCCCCUACAAUGAGUGAAAAUGAUUUCAAGCACACAAAAUCCUUUAUAAUUUAAAAGGAUCCCACCUUUGCGACACACCCAAACCACAGUUGUUGCACACAAGUUAUUAAAAGAUUAUAAAACUCUGCUUUGUCUUACAUUUGCAAAGAGGUACAUGAGGAGAUGAAAUUGGGAUUUAAUUAUACAAUCUUUAUGACUGCUAAAUCCCUUGAAAUGUUUAUUUUAUACAAAUAGUUCUCCCAGCAGCUAAAAUAGAGUCUGGCUUCUUGUGUCUGGAAGGAGUUGAAGGAAAUCAAAAUGCUUUGUAAUAAUGUGAGGCUUAUGAAAUUAACUUCCAGAGAAAGUUACUAAAUUUUCCUAACUUCUAGAGAAAGAUACUAAAACACACCAUAUUGGUUGUGAAAUUAAUCUGCAGAGCAUGAAAAUGUAAACUUCAUGCAUCCUCUGUGCAGGAUUCUGAUUUAGAGGCUUCAGAAAUUACUCUGACAGAUGCAAAAUGAACCUCUAGUCUCACUGCUACCAGAAUCCUCUUUUCUCCCCUAAUAUAAUCCUUAUUCUGCUGCUCAUUUAUCACUAACAUAUUCACAGAAGGGAAGUGGCAGGAAGGGUCUUUUACCCAAGGAUUUGCAGUUUGUGUUUACUUUCAUUUCUGAGAACCAAAAGCAACAUGAAGGGAAACACCUAAUGACCAGAACUCUCACCUGGUGUGUGUCCUUGAUUUUAUUAAACAUCAUUUUGAGAGUCAAA